Messenger RNA from Hibiscus syriacus, 570 nucleotides. RefSeq names its product CTP synthase 2-like. The transcript is spliced from 4 exons. The coding region runs from base 25 to 570 and encodes 181 amino acids. Lineage: Eukaryota; Viridiplantae; Streptophyta; Magnoliopsida; Malvales; Malvaceae. The record is from RefSeq and is a predicted model, not a curated record. Gene Ontology annotation, molecular function: identical protein binding; CTP synthase activity. Gene Ontology annotation, biological process: pyrimidine nucleobase biosynthetic process; CTP biosynthetic process.
UAAUAAUCAUCAAUAUUUCCAUGGAUGCCAAAAAGCGCGACUUUGUCAUUUCCGCUGUUGCUUCAAGGCUUUGACGCUCGCUCAGGGACAUUUAAACAGGCACGUCGCCUGCAAACAUUCAGUUUUAAUACUAAUUUUACAGAGAUAGCAAAAAUGAAGUACGUGCUGGUUACUGGAGGAGUUGUAAGCGGACUGGGCAAGGGCGUCACUGCCAGCAGCAUAGGCGUCGUCCUCAAAGACUGUGGCCUCCGUGUUACUUCUAUCAAAAUUGAUCCUUAUCUGAACAUUGAUGCUGGGCCAUUUCUCCUUUUGAACAUGGGGAAGUUUUUGUUCUUGAUGACGGUGGAGAGGUUCUACUAUCUUCCCUCCAUGUUCACAUUAAUUGUGAUUGAAAAUAACCCAGCUGUUUUAUCUUAUCAGUUCGUCCUCGAGAAGGAACGAAGAGGUGAUUAUCUCGGAAAAACUGUUCAGGUUGUUCCGCUCAUCACGGAUGCUAUUAAGGAUUGGAUUCAGUCAGUUUCUCACAUUCCUGUGGACGGAAAAGUGGGUCCUGCGAUUUCUGUGAAAUAG